Molecule: messenger RNA, 1008 nt
Organism: Anguilla anguilla (European eel)
Lineage: Eukaryota; Metazoa; Chordata; Actinopteri; Anguilliformes; Anguillidae
Gene: syce2
Product: synaptonemal complex central element protein 2
Exons: 5
Coding region: 147-770 (207 amino acids)
Biological process (GO): synaptonemal complex assembly
Cellular component (GO): central element
Source: RefSeq, a predicted model, not a curated record
GGUUAGCUUUAUCUGUCCCAUUUGGAGAUUGGUGUCAGUCUUUUCAGAAACGCCUUUGUCCCCACCAGACACACAGACACACAGCUUUAUAACUUAUAUGGAUUCCCCUUCCCACUCCAUAUUAACUACCUGCAGUCAUAAAUUGAAUGUUUAUUUCGGAAGACAGUUCCUGGGGACAAUAUUUAGAUUUUGAGACUCAUCUCCAAAUCAUGGCUGAGUUCUUUGGGAUGCUGGGCUCCACAUCUCAGUCUACACCCAAACCAAGAGACACCUCCACUUCCCAGGCCCAGGCUGAAGGACCCAGCUCUGACCUCGACAGCAGAGGGGAGAGUGGCUCGUUCGGCAGCCUGGACGAGAGCUACGAGCAGCAUGUGAGUGAUGAUUCCGGAAUCGGCGUCUGCAGAAGGGAGCUGGACGCCGAGCUGAAGGGCGGUGACUCCGCCUACUUCUCCGCCCUCAGCUCCAGGGUGGACCAGAUCGGGAGGAGGGCCCAGGACCUGGUGGAGAAGAUUAACAAGAGGCGGGCCACGGACCAGGAGGUCAUGCACGACUUCCAGGAGAAGCUGACCAAGAAGGUGAGUGAGGUGUGCCAGCAGGUGAAGGAGCAGAUGUUCAGCAGCUACGAGGCCAACGGGCGCCUGAUGGAGUCCAGGCUGCUGGAGCUGUCCGAGGUGCUGGGCAGGAGCAGCCAGCUCAUCGCCGACCUGCAGGGCGCCAGCCAAACCCUGGCCGCCAUCAACAAAGGUCUGUGCAAGACGCCCGAGCAGUGACCGCGCCCUCGGCCAAUCAGAGCGCUAGGAGCACCCCCGUACCUGUGGCCGCACCCGCAGCGCUACAGAGCAGCCGCUGACAUAUGCCAGGGUAAUAAAACCACUGCUUUAGAGAGGAGGAGGUUGGUCAGAGCUUGUGUUUAUUAAUAAAACAGCAGUUUAUUGGAGUGUUCCAGCGUCUAUCUGUUAUUAAUCCACACUGCCCUGUCGCAGUUGAUCUCUUUACACAGUGGGUUCG